AUGACGGCAGAGAGCCGGCCGCCGCCGCCGCAGACGGAGGCGCUGGCGGCCGUGAAGGAGGAGCGCGGUGAGGCUGGGACCGGGGUCCCGGCGGAGGCUGCGGGUCGCGGCGCGGGAGGGCGUCGGAGGAAGCGCCCCCUGCAGCGCGGAAAGCCGCCCUACAGCUACAUCGCGCUCAUUGCCAUGGCUAUCGCGCACGCGCCGGAGCGUCGCCUCACGCUGGGCGGCAUCUACAAGUUCAUCACCGAGCGUUUCCCCUUCUACCGCGACAACCCCAAAAAGUGGCAGAACAGCAUCCGCCACAACCUGACGCUCAACGACUGCUUCCUCAAGAUCCCGCGCGAGGCCGGCCGUCCAGGCAAGGGCAACUACUGGGCGCUCGACCCCAACGCCGAGGACAUGUUCGAGAGCGGCAGCUUCCUGCGCCGCCGCAAGCGUUUCAAGCGCUCGGACCUCUCCACUUACCCAGCCUACAUGCACGACGCGGCCGCCGCCGCCGCCGCAGCCGCCGCCGCCGCUGCCGCCGCCAUAUUCCCGGGCGCGGUGCCCGCUGCCCGCGCGCCUUACCCCGGCGCCGUCUACGCAAGCUAUGCCCCGCCGUCGCUCGGCGCGCCGCCCCCAGUCUAUUACCCCGCUGCGUCGCCAGGUCCGUGCCGCGUCUUCGGCCUGGUGCCUGAGCGGCCGCUUAGUCCUGAACUGGGCCCCGCGCCGUCGGGGCCCGCGGGCUCCUGCGCCUUUGCCUCCGCCAGCGCUUCCGCCGCCUCCACCGGCUACCAGCCUGCGGGCUGCGCUGGGGCCCGACCUGCCAAUCCCUCCGCCUAUGCGGCCGCCUACGCGGGCCCGGAUGGCGCGUACCCGCAAGGGGCGGGCAGUGCCCUCUUCGCCGCGGCUGGCCGGUUGGCUGGGCCCGCCUCGCCCUCCGCGGGUGGCAGCGGUGGUGGCGUCGAAACCGCGGUGGACUUCUAUGGGCGCACAUCGCCCGGCCAGUUCGGAGCGCUGGCGCCCUGCUAUAAUCCUGGUGGGCAGCUCGGAGGGAGCAGUGGAGGCGCCUACCAUGCUCGCCAUGCGACUGCCUAUUCCGGCGGUGUGGAUCGAUAUGUGUCCGCCAUGUGAGCCCAGCAUACAGUCGGAAAUUCCCAGAUACCUCUGCUGUCCACACGAACUAAGUAUCCCCAAGACCUGAGAACAGAACUGGAGAGAGGAU
Molecule: messenger RNA, 1204 nt
Organism: Lontra canadensis (Northern American river otter)
Lineage: Eukaryota; Metazoa; Chordata; Mammalia; Carnivora; Mustelidae
Gene: FOXE1
Product: forkhead box E1
Exons: 1
Coding region: 1-1113 (370 amino acids)
Biological process (GO): anatomical structure morphogenesis; regulation of transcription by RNA polymerase II; cell differentiation
Molecular function (GO): RNA polymerase II cis-regulatory region sequence-specific DNA binding; DNA-binding transcription factor activity, RNA polymerase II-specific
Source: RefSeq, a predicted model, not a curated record